AUGGAGUUGUCUAAAACGGGUUCUAAGAAAAUAGGACAAACUACGCGUCGUGCUAUCCAUUCAUGCUUGGCAUGUAGAAAAAAGAAAUUGAAGUGUGAUCAUGGAAGACCUUGUUCAAACUGUAAAAAGAGAGGGACGACCUUUUCGUGUAUAUACUUGCAACAAGGACGAUCAUCAUCUAAUGGAUUUGAGGGAGGAAGCGAAACAGAUUCUGUUAUAAGUGAGCUCUUGAGUAGGAUUUCUCAUCUUGAGCAUAUGCUCGGAGAAUCAAACACACAUGACCCUCCCGAAGAUACAUCAUCAGCAGCACCACUCCCCGAAGUAAAAGAAGACUCUUCUGGUUUUGAUGAGGCUGAACGGAAUAUAGGUACUCUAUCAUUGCGGGAUUUAACAAAAACUACGUAUGUUAAUUAUCCUUCAUCUUCUCAUGUGGCCUGGCAUUUACGAAAAACAAAUUCUCUAAAUGUAGAUCAGGAAUUAACUGAAGAGGGAAGGGAAGUUGCACAAGAAUCCUUUCUAUUUCGCCUCCCUGUUCGUGAAAACGCUCUGAACUAUCUUCCGCCAAAAUACAUCUCUGACAUUUUUGUCAGGGAAUACUUUAUUCGGUGUCAUUUAUUUAUGCCAGUCUUACAUAAGCCUGUGUUUAUGGAGAGAUAUAAAGUUUAUUGGGAAGAUCCAGCUGAAAGAAAGCCAUCAAUGACUUCUCUUCUUUUCGCUAUGUUUGCCAGCGCCCUACUUGCUACGCCUGUUGAAACUCGACGUAGCUGGAAUCUGGAAAAAGAUGAAAAGUAUCUAUCCGUUGAGUAUCAUUUGGCCUUUCGUUACGCGUUGGCAUCAUCCAAUUUUUUAAUUGAUCCUGAUUUAAAUACUUUAAGAGCUUUAAUUAUCUGUCAGAUUACUUUUGACUCUGAUAGUUUGUUAGCUCCCCCAUCUCUUGUGGGGUUGAUUACACAAAGCGCUUAUUUUAUGGGACUACACCGAGAUGGAUCUUUGUACGGUUUAAAUAGUACCUUUACCGAAAUUAGACGAAGAGUUUGGUCGUCUAUCCUGGUCUUGGAUAUAAGAGUGUCUGAAUUGACAGGUAUUCCUCCUCGAAUCCAAGAAGACAGUUAUGACACGAGCUUUCCUAGACUCUUACCAGAGGAAACCUUUCAAGAAGAUCCAUCAAUUUUUGCUGCAGGGAUCUUCACUUGUAUAACCGGUAAAGCAUCACGUAAAGUUUCCAAAUACACCCGGGUACUAUUAGGGUUGAAGUCUCCAAAUUACAGUACAAUUUUGGAAAUGGAUGAAAAACUAAGUAAUUAUUUAAAAGAGGUCAAGCAGGAGUUUCUUCCUAAUCCUACUAUGGUUCAUGAAAGAUUACUGCAACUUUUCACGACUUACAUUUUCCAACGAUUUCCAAUUUUGUCUCAUUUUCCUUUUCUUUUAAAGGAAGGUCCUUCAAUUUAUUCUUACAGCCGAGUCCGUGCUGUUGAAUGCGCUAUGGACGCUUUGUCAAGUUUAUACGAGCUUGGCACCACUCCUGAGUUUUCUAUGUAUUCAUGGUUUUUUUGGAGAUACCCCCCUUUUCAUCCGUGCAUCGUUCUUCUUUUAGAUAUAUUACAAUCUGAACAAAAUAUAUAUUUGGAUGACAAGAGAGUGGUUAUGAUUAACCAAAUAUUCUCCCUGUUUCCUAAAUUAACAGAUAUUCGACGUUUUUAUCAGGCAUGGGCAUUACUACAAACUUCACGGAACCAUGUCUGGGAAAAAUUGGGAUUAAAUACAUCAAAUAAUUUAGCAAUCUCAGAGGAAGACACACCCGAAAUGGGGUUUUUGGAUCCAACAAAUUUGGAUAUUAACUGGGAUGACUGGGAUGCAAUUUUCCAACAUUGUCCGUUCUAA
Schizosaccharomyces osmophilus is the source of this 1881-nucleotide messenger RNA. It is a transcript of the gene toe2, whose product is annotated as DNA-binding transcription factor, zf-fungal binuclear cluster type. Gene Ontology annotation, biological process: regulation of DNA-templated transcription; DNA-templated transcription. Gene Ontology annotation, molecular function: zinc ion binding; DNA-binding transcription factor activity, RNA polymerase II-specific; DNA binding. The coding region runs from base 1 to 1881 and encodes 626 amino acids. Gene Ontology annotation, cellular component: nucleus. The record is from RefSeq and is a predicted model, not a curated record. Lineage: Eukaryota; Fungi; Ascomycota; Schizosaccharomycetes; Schizosaccharomycetales; Schizosaccharomycetaceae. The transcript has 4 exons.